AUGUCGCUCCAUACGAGUUCCCUGCCAAAUGUGCACACCCGUCUACAGCGACUGAUUGUGCAAUGUUCAAAUAACAAAGGAGGCAUGGGAGUUCGACUGGUCAAACUGGAAGUUGAGGGAGAACCUGUCUUUUUGAAGCGCCGUGUCAUCCCCUAUGGUCAGCGUGAAGGUGUAUUGAAAGCUCUGGAGAAAAUGGAGCACGACGGCAUCCUGACUCGAGUAACAUCCAGUGCGUGGGCAACACCAAUUGUGAUCGCAAUGAAAAGUGCUGACCCGACGACACUUUUACGAAUAUUGUCUCGGCUCCGACAUCAUGUUCUGGCUGGUGCCGCCGAAAAGGGGGGCAAUUUAAACCCUGGCUGGAUACCGUAUUCGAAGACGUCGACCAACUUGGCCUCCGGAUGGAGUACGGCACUCGCAGAUGGAAAACAAACUGGAUCGAUAUUUGCAAAUAUCUCGCAGCCGACCGCCAAGCAUGGAUAG
Molecule: messenger RNA, 483 nt
Organism: Echinostoma caproni
Lineage: Eukaryota; Metazoa; Platyhelminthes; Trematoda; Plagiorchiida; Echinostomatidae
Source: the annotation of a GenBank genome assembly